This is a messenger RNA of Cucurbita maxima (winter squash), 1354 nucleotides long. RefSeq names its product putative RING-H2 finger protein ATL71. Lineage: Eukaryota; Viridiplantae; Streptophyta; Magnoliopsida; Cucurbitales; Cucurbitaceae. The transcript is spliced from 3 exons. Bases 537 to 1202 code for a protein of 221 amino acids. The record is from RefSeq and is a predicted model, not a curated record.
UCUUUAAAUAUUCAUUAGAAGAUUCCAUCUUCGUACGCUUCGGAUUUCAAUUCGAGUCUCCGGGUUUUGAGUUUUUGUUUCGAUCCUCAAUCCGCACCCAAAAUUCUUCAAAUGGAUUCUCUCCUUUUCUGUUUUUGCCGAUUCCCGGUAUCUCCACCAUGGUUUCAAUCUCUUUCACUGGGGUUUUUGUGCUCAAUUCCACAAUAAAACAGUCACCAUCCGAUAUCGUCAACCACCAGUCGAUUCACUUUAGUAAGCUCCCACUUCCCUGCAAAUUAAUUCAAGAUUUUAACCUCUUUUUUCCUUUCUUCAUUUGGAUUCGAGAGUUUUCUUGAUAUGAUUCAUCAUGGGGAUCGAAUUCCGUUCUGUUUUGGCGUGAAUGGGAUUGGACUUCCUUCCGAGGUUGAAGCUGCUGAAGUUGCCUCGAUUUUAGUUGGUAGUUGAACACACUGUUGAAUUGCUCAAACUGAUUUCAUUUCGAAAUUUGAGUUUCGAUUGGUGCGGAAAGGAGUUUUUGAGUUGAGGAUAUUUGGAGAAUGAUGUCUUCUGGAAUAAACUUGGUGAUGACUGUGAUUGGAUUCACUGUGAGCACUUUGUUCAUCGUGUUCGUCUGCACAAGGCUUGUUUGUGCUCGGAUUCAUCUCAAUGCUUCAAGGCGCUCCUUCCCAAUCGCUUCUAGAUCCGAUCUCAGUGGGCUGGAACGGGGAUUACACGGUCUAGAGCCUUUGGUUGUAGCCAACUUUCCAACUAAGAAAUACAGUGAUGAAUACUUCUCAUCCAUGAGAAAUUCUCAAUGCACAGUUUGCUUGGCAGACUAUCAUAGUGAAGAUUUAUUGCGCAUUCUUCCCAACUGUGGACACUCCUUCCAUGUGAACUGCAUAGACAUAUGGCUGCAUCAGAACCUAACAUGCCCGGUUUGUCGUAUAUCGUUACGUGACGUCCCAGACAAGAAACGAACGAUGCAACCCUUGUUUAGUUCAGCAAUUCGCUCCCAUUACAACCUCAACUCAGAUGCCUAUGCUCAUCCCUGCCACGAGUUCCCAUUACGAGACCUCGAAAACAGUGGGUUGGAUCAACCAAUCCAAGAGAACCGCCGCUCACCUAGGACCAAUGGAGCAGCAGAACACCUUGAGAACACGUCCUCGUUCAUCGUCAAAGGUAACCAGAAUAGUAAAAAUGUAGAAAGCCCAUCAAAUGCUUGAACUUCCCUUAACUAUGUGCUUAGAAAGAUUGUCUGUCCUGUUGUUUACCAUUGUGUAUAAGUGCAGUUUGUAGUGAAUUAUUAGUUCAUCUCUCUCUCUCUUAUAUUUGAACCAAUGCAUGCUGAGACGAGGCUUUUAAGUGUUCAGCUAAA